AUGACGAUCGCUGCUGCUGGCGGCUCCGUCGCCGUCCUGCCGCACUCCCCCGCCCCCAUUCUCCCCGUGGCUGCCGCCACAGGCCUGCUAUUCUCUUGUCUACUCAUAACAGUAAACAGAACAGCUCCUGACCCCUACAUGGACGAGAUUUUCCAUAUCUCACAAGCCCAGAAGUACUGUGAAGGACGAUUCGAUGAAUGGGACCCCAAGAUCACAACAUUUCCCGGACUGUAUUUAGUGUCAACGCUGUACGCAAAACUUGCUUCGACGUUCAAUACGGACGACUUCUGCUCUGUAGCAGUACUGCGAAGUGUGAACGUGUUAUUUGCGGUGGGGAACGUCGUACUGUGCGCGUCGAUCAGACACCACGUGGCGCCACUAGACCCCCAUGCACUUCUGCAUGCACUGCGCAUUGCAGUGCUCCCACCGCUAUUUUUUUUUACCUUCUUGUUUUACACGGACGGAGGGGCGACGUUCUUUGUGCUAUUGAUGGCGCUGCUGGCGGAGAGGGUGGACCUGUUGCAGUAUCCACCAGCGAGAGGAAGCUUCAUGCUCAGCGCCUUGAGUGGAGCGGUGGCGGUGCUUUUCCGUCAGACGAACAUCGUCUGGGUGGUCUUUGUGGCUGGCACUGUUGUGGUUCGCUGUGUGGAGCUUGCUCACUCAAAAUUCAUCUACGGCUCUCUUCGCGUGUUCCUCAACUUCAUCAGCGUCUUGAUCUCCAAUCUCCCGUCCAUUCUUCUGAUCGUGUGGCCGUUCGUCAUCAUCGUGGCAGGCUUUGUCGGCUUCCUGUUGACGAACGGUGGCAUCGUUGUGGGGGAUAAAGCCAAUCACGAGAUGACGUUCCAUGGAGCCCAGGUGCUGUACUUCAUUGUAGUGGCAGCAUCUGGCUUCGGACUCAGCCUCAUCGCGCCUCGCAAUCUCAAGAGAUUCUUCGGCUCGGUCCGCCGGAAUGCUGGCUCGUUGCGAGGUGCUCUCUUCAUGAUUUUUGUGGCUGUAGUGACCAUCGGGGUCAUAUACCGCUUUAGCCCCGUGCACAAGUUCAUGUUGGCAGACAAUCGACAUUACACGUUCUACGUGUGGCGGAAAUUCUUCCUGAAGCACAAGAUGGCCAAGUUUCUCCCUACACCGCUGUACUUGUUUUUCGGUUGGCGUUGCUGGGAUGAACUCGGUCGGAGACGCUCGUCGCUGUGGAAACUUGUCUACGCGCUCGCUGUGUGCUUGGUCCUCAUUCCAUCACCUCUUGUCGAUGAGGUUGCUCUGGAAACUUACCUGCCACGUGUGUUUGGAUAG
Molecule: messenger RNA, 1290 nt
Organism: Phytophthora infestans T30-4
Lineage: Eukaryota; Oomycota; Peronosporomycetes; Peronosporales; Peronosporaceae
Product: alpha-1,2-glucosyltransferase, putative
Exons: 8
Coding region: 1-1290 (429 amino acids)
Biological process (GO): dolichol-linked oligosaccharide biosynthetic process; protein N-linked glycosylation
Cellular component (GO): endoplasmic reticulum
Molecular function (GO): dolichyl pyrophosphate Glc2Man9GlcNAc2 alpha-1,2-glucosyltransferase activity
Source: RefSeq, a predicted model, not a curated record